AAAGUGCCAACAUGCCAGCUACUCUUGAGUCGAUUGAGGCCGAGAUCGCCACCCUGCACGAGACGCUCGAGUCGCAGGGCCUCAACUCGCGCGGCGUCACCGACAUCUUUGGCCGCAAGUUCUCGCUCCCCGUCGACGACGAGCACAAAGCCAAAAAACUCGGCCUGACCCAGAUCUUUUGCAACUUCUCCAACCCGCACAUGCGCGCCUUCCACACCUCGUGGUUUGGCUUCUUCUCCUCCUUCUUCUCGACCUUCGCCGCGGCGGCGCUCAUCGCCUACAUCGGCCCCGACCUCAAUCUCACCGCCGAGGACAAGGGCAACGCCGGCAUCGCCGCCGUCGCCGGCACCAUCUUCUUCCGCCUCGCCAUGGGCUACAUCUGCGACAAGGUUGGUGCGCGGCGCGGCCUCGGCACCCUCCUCCUCCUCGUCACCCCGCCCAUCAUCUGCUUCAUCAUCCCGGGCGUGAUCGUCAACGCCGGCGGAUUCAUCGCCGCCCGUUGUGUCAUCGGCUGGGGCCUCGCCACCUUCGUCGCCUGCCAGACCUGGUGCUCGCAGCAAUUCUCCAAGAGCGUCGUCGGCAUGGCCAACGCGACUGCGGCCGGCUGGGGCAACCUCGGCGGCGGCGUCACCAACCUGACGAUGCCGUACAUCUUCCUCAUCAUGAUGUCCUUCGCCAACGACGACGUCAACAAAGCGUGGCGCCUCUGCUACAUCGUGCCGCUCGUCCUCCACGUGGUCGGCGCGGCCGCCGUCUUCACCGCGCGCGACCUGCCCGACGGCAACUACGCCGAGCUCGAGAAGUCGGGCGCCAAGCAGAAGACCGACUCCAAGGUGGUCCUCGUCACCGGCGUCACCAACAUCAACGCCUGGCUCCUCACGCUCACGUACGGCUUCUGCUUCGGCGUCGAGCUCACGAUGAACAACGUGGCCGCCGGAUUCUUCUACAACUACCAGGGCGUCACCCCGCAGCUCGCCGGCAUCGCCGCCUCCAUGUUCGGCCUCAUGAAUAUCUUCGCGCGGUCGCUCGGCGGCCUCCUUUCCGACUUCUGCAACGCCCGCUUCGGCAUGCGCGGCCGCCUCUGGUCGUGCUGGAUCAUCCAGACCAUCGAGGGCGUCAUGUGCUGCAUCCUCGGCUCCGUCACCGCCGACAUGUCCGCCCCGUACCCGUCGACCGGACCCAAGUACCCCGCCUUCGUGGAGAUUCCCAAGGACGAGUGGCGCGUCGCCCUCAACACCUCGUGGGGCUGGACCCCGCUCAUGGCGGAGGGCCUCCACUUCGGCAUCGUGCCCUACGUCUCGCGCCCCGCGCUGGGCAUCGUCUCGGGCAUGGUGGGCGCCGGCGGCAACCUCGGCUCUGUCAUCGCCACCUGGACCUUCUUCAAGGGCCGCUACCGCACCGACGACGGCAUCGUCAACCUCGGUAUCAUGAUCAUCGGCGUCACGCUGCUCCUGUUUGGCGUCCACUUCCCCGAGCACGGCUCGAUGCUCUUCAAGAAGGGCGCCAUCAAGCGGCCGAGGCGCAGAAGGACAAGCCCGAGGUGGUCUAAGAU
Emiliania huxleyi CCMP1516 is the source of this 1552-nucleotide messenger RNA. RefSeq names its product putative nitrate transporter (gene NRT1). The transcript is spliced from 7 exons. Lineage: Eukaryota; Haptophyta; Isochrysidales; Noelaerhabdaceae. The record is from RefSeq and is a predicted model, not a curated record. The annotation marks the transcript as partial. Gene Ontology annotation, molecular function: nitrate transmembrane transporter activity. Gene Ontology annotation, biological process: transmembrane transport.